This is a messenger RNA of Penicillium cosmopolitanum, 552 nucleotides long. Its product is annotated as fungal specific transcription factor domain-containing protein. The transcript has a single exon. The record is from RefSeq and is a predicted model, not a curated record. Lineage: Eukaryota; Fungi; Ascomycota; Eurotiomycetes; Eurotiales; Aspergillaceae. Gene Ontology annotation, cellular component: nucleus. Bases 1 to 552 code for a protein of 183 amino acids.
AUGUUGAAUGAGGACGCUGAUUAUGACAGGUCAACCCACGAAAUUGACAACCCAGAGACACCGAAGUCGUAUUCACACGGACUUGAAAGUCGCGAGGCUACGGCCGAGUCCAGCGACAUGCGCGAUCCAUCCACGAAGCAAGAUGGGUCCAGUGACAGUAUAAGUCUUCAACUUCCAGAAGUGAUGCCAUUUACUUUACCAUCGAAGGAAAUCGUGUCAGAAUCAAUAGGUCUCUAUUUCAGAUACUGCCACAAGCAACCUCUCUGGCUCUUCGAUCCUGAGGACCUAGCUUCUCCAGAGAACUGUCGCAAUGAGGUUAUCUUUGGAGUCCUGACACUUGCUUUGCGCUAUUCUGAUAAUCCACUCUUGGAGGGAAGAAAGGAUCAGAUGUGUCGGCAGUAUGCGGAGUCAGCUCGUGGUCUUGUUAUGUUUCGCAUUGCUCAAGGAAGCGUGGAUCUGUCUACAAUGCAGAGUCUUUGCCUAAUCGCACUCGCAGAGUAUACCUGUAUGUCUGACUAUCCAUGGUUGAAGAAAAGUUUUAUUGACGAGUGA